UUUUGCAUUUAAGUGUUAUAAGAAAACUCUGUGCCUUUAGAGUGUCUCCCUCCCUAAAGUGUGUAUAGUUUUUGAUGAAAUAUUUAAAUUGUAUUCAUAAAUCGAUUGAAAUAGAAGUAAACAGGAAAUUUGACGGAAUCUGAUUUAAGUGAAGUGUAUAAAACUUGUGCUAAAUUAUGUAUUAUGAGACUUCAUACGACACAUCUCUGAAGCCAUUCAAUCAUGACAAGAAUCGUGGUAAAUGGUCUUCCCCGAUGGACUUCUUUUAUUCUUGCAUUAUCCAUGGCUUCAAAGUUGAUGCUAUAUUGAUCAUGCCGUCACUGAUCUUUGGUGACCUUGGAAUUUAUUGCUUAAUUCCAUACUUAUUGGUCUUGGCAACGUGUGUUGUUCCAAUUGUAUUUCUGCAAUCAUUUCUCGGACAAUUUUCCAGCACGGGAUUUAUAUCAGUUUUUAGAAUAUCUCCAUUAUUCAAAGGAAUUGGAUAUGUUUCACUGGCAAUCAAUUUAACAACUUUGACAUAUUAUAGUAUUUUUGGAGCUAUUCCGUUGUUCUUUUUAUUUCAUUCACUCAGACUUACAAUACCUUGGAGUUGUGAUGGUGCUAAGAAAUGGAUGAAACACCCUGAGGAUACUUUAACACCAUGUUUGGAUCCGGAAAUGCAUGCAGCAUUAAUGGCAAACAAUAUAAGUCGUGAAAUAAAGAUUCCUUCAUACGAAUUUUUCAAAAAUCACAUUCAGCCAAUGGAUUUGCAUACAAGAGGCCAUCCAGAUUAUACAUUUUCCUGGUCACUCUUAAUUUGUACACUAAUUAUAUGGAUGAUUGUGAGAAAAAUUGUAACCAAACCGAUGGAAACAGUAUCUCGGUUUAUUCGAUACUCUUGCCUUACAGUCAUUGGAAUUUUAUGCUUAUUAUGCCUUCGUUUGGCGUUCCUUCCUGGUGCAUUCGAAGCUAUAAGGGAAUUAUUUAAUCCACCUGGUCUUAAUAUUCAUUAUAUUGAUGUUUGGGGAACAAUACCAUUUAUGGCUUUAGCUGCACUUGGACCUGGUUGGGGUUCAAUUCUUACCAUGGCUAGUUUCAAUAAUUUCAAAACCAACAUAUUCAAUUAUAGUUGGCUUAUGUGUUUGGCUCAAUUUGGAAUUAUAUUUGGAUUAGCAAUUCAGGGACUUUUCGCGAGUAGUCAUUACCUGAGACCAGAUCCAAAAAUGAUCUAUCAUCAAUAUAUGCAUAGUCAGUGGAUGGAAUUUCUUCUAACUCCUUCGGCACUGACAUUUAUUGAAUUUCCACAUUUUUGGACAAUUUUAUUCUUCGGAAUGAUGAUUUUAGGAACUCUUAAUUUAAUGAUUGUUCAAUUUCUUUCAAUAUUGACGUCAAUAUUUGAUGAAUACGAAAAACUUAGAAAUGUUAAAAAUGAAGUGAUCUUAGUUAUGGCAGCUUGCUUUACUGUGGUAUCAAUUAGUUUCUGUUCCAAUUAUGGCAUCACAUUUGCAGAAUUAUUGGCAAAAUUCUCAGCAAUAUCUCAAAUGGUACUUAAUUUGUUUUUGCUGCUAGUUGUCUUGUGGAUUUAUGGACGGGAACGAUUUCAGCGCGAUGUCAAUUUUAUGACAGGUCGAACAUAUCCAACAUGGAUGGUGAAUAUUGUUCGAUUUGUUGCACCACUGUUUCUACUUCUUUCAUGGGCAGCUGGACUUGUAAUAUCGCUUAGUUUGGGCUAUAAAACUGCUCUGCUAGUGACCUCAAUUUGCUGCAUUGUUUUACUACCAUGGCUUUUCGUUCCAGGAUAUUGUAUAUUUAAAUUAUUACAAACAAGUGGAAUGCUAAAUGUUCGCUUUAAACGUUCAAUAAGACCAACAGAUUGGUAUCCUGUUGAUUCAAUGUAUCGAAAUCAAUAUGAAGAGACUUUUAGUCGCAGUGAAAUUUCACAUCAAUUAACAACAACUGCAACAGGAACUACAGCUGAAUAAGAAAGGCUUUAACACACAAAAUUAUUGAAUAAGUACGAUUUUUUGUUGUAAAAUUUUGUAUAGAUCACAAAAUAUCCCAAAUGACUUAAUUUGUUUUUUGUUUAUACUUUAAAUAAAUAAAUGAAAAAAAUGCCUGCUUUCAGGGUGUUUAUUUCAAAAAAUUUA
This is a messenger RNA of Eupeodes corollae, 2126 nucleotides long. RefSeq names its product sodium-dependent proline transporter-like. NCBI's taxonomy places the organism in Eukaryota, Metazoa, Arthropoda, Insecta, Diptera, Syrphidae. Gene Ontology annotation, biological process: sodium ion transmembrane transport. The transcript is spliced from 10 exons. Gene Ontology annotation, cellular component: membrane. The record is from RefSeq and is a predicted model, not a curated record. The coding region runs from base 177 to 1961 and encodes 594 amino acids.